This is a messenger RNA of Symsagittifera roscoffensis, 766 nucleotides long. RefSeq lists its product as uncharacterized. The coding region runs from base 188 to 658 and encodes 156 amino acids. The record is from RefSeq and is a predicted model, not a curated record. The transcript has 5 exons. NCBI's taxonomy places the organism in Eukaryota, Metazoa, Xenacoelomorpha, Acoela, Convolutidae.
GCGGCUUAGUUUUACGAAACAUAUAAGCGGCUUGGUUUGCUUCAUCAAUCAACUAGACAUACAUCUGUUUAUUGCUUAUGACUUUAUUUUAUUAUUUUUAUCAAACUAGAGUAAACAAGUGGUUGACCGCGUCAUCGUGUGACUGUUUCUCAAACUUUCAUUUGUGGUUAUACUUUAUAUCGAUUCAAUGUCGAAAAAACAAUCUGGCAAUGCUAUCCGCGAUGACGGAAACUGUCUGCCGGCGUUUAUUGUAGUCAGACAUGGAGAUGAUGAGAAGUCGAUUCUGAACGCAGACUGCAGAGUUGAAUUGCUUUUGGAUGCUGUGCGACAAAGAUGCAGAAUAGACAGAGACGCGGACAUCGACUUUGUUGAUGAAGAGGGGAAACUGCAGUCGAUGGGGGACAAUGCAAGUGCAAAGAAGUACGUGCACCAAGUGUUACAAGACAGAGCCACCUUCAUCCCCUUAGCGAUAGACAAAUUUGGUCCAGCAGAUGACGACAAGAAAUUUAUUCCAUUGCUCAGUUCAAAAACAAUGCAAGUCGAAUACCCAACAAUUUAUGGAAAUUUGCAAUCACUAGCGCAGACGAAAGGUACAAAGCGAGUGGGAGCCAAGUCAAAGAAAUUGUCAGUAGCAGGAAGGAGCUCAAGAUUGAAAUGAAAACGCGAACUUAUAUACUAUUGUUGGAGGCGUUGAUAUGGCCUAUCCAACCUGUGCACGGACCGUCGCAUGACCGAAGGGCCUAGUUUAAUUGACCCCCUUUAAAAA